Messenger RNA from Cajanus cajan (pigeon pea), 522 nucleotides. RefSeq lists its product as uncharacterized. The record is from RefSeq and is a predicted model, not a curated record. Lineage: Eukaryota; Viridiplantae; Streptophyta; Magnoliopsida; Fabales; Fabaceae.
AUGCAAAGCAGAAUUGGAAUCUCCAAGAUCCUCAUCAUAGCUGGAGCAAGUUACACCGGCACCGUCCUUAUCAAAAAUGGAAAAUUGUCCGAUUUGAUCGGCGACCUUCAGUUGCUUGUGAAGGGAUUGGAAAAAUCUGGGGAUCAGGCUGAAGGUGAAAGUGAAUAUGCUGAUGCCAUAGCUGCUCAGGUGCGUCGUUUAGCAAAUGAAGUUCGGCAGUUAUCAUCAAGCAGGCCAAUCACAGUACUGAAUGGGGGUUCUAGACAAAGUAAUUUUUCAUCCCUUGUCGUUCCAGCUGCUGCUAUGGGCGCUUUGGGUUAUGGUUACAUGUGGUGGAAGGGUAUUUCAUUCUCAGAUCUUAUGUAUGUGACUAAACGGAAUAUGGAAAAAGCUGUUGCAGAUUUAACAAAGAAGUUGCAGCAUGCCUCAGAUGUCAUUGCUGAUGCCAAGAAGCAUUUGACCCAGAGAAUUCAGAAUUUAGAUGACAAAAUGCUCAAGCAGAAUGAGUUGGCACGAUAUUAA